GGCGGACCACGCGAUGCCUCCAGCUGCGGUGCGAGUGCGAUGCAGCCCCCAAUUAAUUUCCAGCGCGACGGUUCCCGGCAUCAUAUCGACACGACGACCUGCAACAAGACCAUGGCCUGCGACGUCGUCUUCUCUUCUCGUCCCCGGCGGCGGCGCCCACGCUCGGGGAUAUCAAUCAGAUGGCUGCAGAACAUCCUUGAUGGUGUGGAGGCAGCCGGCGUCGGGAUCGCCGACAUCAUCCUGCUCGAUCGUGCGACGACGAGCUGAGCCCCAAGAGCGAGCGGCCACCGCCUCCUGCCGGCGCCGGCGUUCACGCGGAUCACCUAUGUGCAUGCACAUACGUACACCAGUGCCACGAUUUCUCGAUCGGCGUCUUCUGCUGCUUCCCGGCCGGCGCGACGCUGCCGCUGCACGACCACCCGGCCGGAGAUAUGGUGGUGCUCAGCAAGCUACUCUACGGCGCUCUCGGUGCGCGUGCGCUCCUACCUACGACUGGGUCGCCGUCCAUGAGGAGGAGGAAAUAAAUGUGGCCUGGCCAGGCGUCCGUGCUCUUCCCGCGCAGCGGCAGCGGAGGCAAUGCAACCUGCACGGCCGUCACGCCCUGUGCCAUCCUCGAUGUCCUCACGCCGCCCUACUCGGAGCCGAGGACCACGUACGGACGCCCCGGCCUCAACCUACUUCACCGACGUCCCCGUCCCGUAUCUCCCGGCCGGUUUCGCUAUCUUGGAAGAGACGGACCUGCAUGCCCGAGGGUUUCACCGUCGCUGGGGCGCCAUAUCUAUUCUUGGCCCUGAGCUCACGGCCGAUAUGGAUGAUGAUGCAGAUACUAGCUAGCUAGCUAGCUAGCUACAGAUAUAUAGUCCAUAGUUGCAAGCACAAUUAGCUCUCUGCAGAUCUGUGCAUGUACAAAUUCUUCGCCCAACCGACCGGCCCAUGUGUGUACUAGCUAGCUAGGAUAGUAAAGUGAUAGUACCACCAGUUGCUAGAAAUCAGAAUCAGUGACUUGUUUUUUUCCCCCGUGAGAUCGCUUCUGCGCCCGCAUCCACAUCCGUUCACGCUGCGGCCAUCCCCCUGCACACCGCACAGCCAUUGCUCCGGCCAGGGCCUAGCCAGCCUCCAGCCAGGACUGCCGGAGCGAGCCGCUGAAGGCUGAAGCUGCGCCCCCCCACGGGUCAACGACCACAAACAAGUGAUCUUUUGAGAUUACUCUAAGUCAUUCGUACAAACUCACACUAUAAACUUUUGUAUGUUAAAUUUGUGUAUUUGAAAGCAAUACAAGUAUAU
This is a messenger RNA of Sorghum bicolor (sorghum), 1284 nucleotides long. RefSeq lists its product as uncharacterized. Bases 14 to 838 code for a protein of 274 amino acids. The transcript is spliced from 3 exons. The record is from RefSeq and is a predicted model, not a curated record. Lineage: Eukaryota; Viridiplantae; Streptophyta; Magnoliopsida; Poales; Poaceae.